Molecule: messenger RNA, 991 nt
Organism: Seminavis robusta
Lineage: Eukaryota; Bacillariophyta; Bacillariophyceae; Naviculales; Naviculaceae
Source: the annotation of a GenBank genome assembly
CACACAUCCAAGCGUUGCGCCUUGAUGCCGCUGUUGCAUCCAAGCAAAGAGUGACAGCCAGUCACUAAAUUGUCCGUACUUUUUGAUACGGUAGUAAAGACAACAACAAACCAUCAUGAUGAGUAAGCUGAAACUGUUCGUCUUCUUGGCCCUGACGCCCGCAACCUCUUGGGUGUUCUCGGCUGUGUCGCCUCAACCAAGACCCGAACCCAACCAGCUCAAUAAUUUCCACCAAGUUUUGGAACAAGUGGGCAAGACAGUGCUGCGUCCAGGCGGCAGUGCGGCCACAUUGACGCUGCAGGAUUGGGCCCAUCUUGGACCCGGAGACUCCGUGCUGGAACUCUGCUCGGGUUUAGGAACCGGUGGCAUGGCUUUGGCAGAAAACACGAGCUGCCGUGUCCUCUUGACAGACCGAGACACCGAUAGGCUGGCCAAAGCAAAAGCCACUGCAGUAGAGAAACGGCCGAGUGACUUGAUUGAAACCCUACCAAUGGACUUGCUCAAUGCCGACGAUUUGUUGGACAAAGCUGAGCAUUUUGAUGCGAUCGUGGUCGAAGCUUCGUUGACUCACUUUCCAGAGCUAGAGAGAGAAAGGAUUCUGCGUGGACUCAAGGAUCAAACAGAUCAAGUAUUGUUGCAUGAGAUAUGUUUCCGUGGCGAAGAUGAUGAAGAGAACACUAACGUGUCCAAACAAGUAGGGCGAGCUCUGGGAAUUCGCUUUGACCCUUCGAGCAUCGAGGGUUGGACGGAACUGCUAGAGCGUACCGGAUACAAUGUCACGCGUCUCGAGACUGGACCGCUUGGCGUCUUGAAUCCAAUCAAUAUUCUACAAGACGAAGGACCAUUAGGCAUGGCAAAAAUCAUCUGGAAUGUGAUCACGCGACCCGAUCUACGCGACCGAGUAAUUUCGGUGAGAAGCAUUCUACAAAAGCAUCGCGACAAGCUUGGGUACAUCAUUCUUCGAGCCGUACCAACCAACAUCCAAGAAUAA